CCCCAUUAAUAAUAAUUUCCAAUAUUAUUAAAUUCACCUCCUUCAUAAACCCCCCACUUUCCCCUUUGACUAAUUCACAAAAACUUCAACUCAUUUUUUUUCUCUCUCUCAUUUUUCCACCAUGAGUGAUUAUCACAAAUCUUUCACGUUGGAUCUUAAUCUUGGACUUGGAUUAGGAUCUUAUGUGCAAAAUAAUGUGAACAAUUCAUUGGCUAGUUCAAAAGAUGAAUUAACCAUUGGUUUGAAUCAUGAUGAUAAGGCAAAUGAAUUGAGUUUGAAGAGAGUGCAUGAAGAACAAGAACACACAAUUGAAGAAGAGAUUGCUAUUGACACCACCAAUGAUAGUAACGGGUGUACAAAGAAAUUGAGGCUUACUAAGGAGCAAUCAACCAUGCUUGAGGAUGCUUUCAAGCUUCAUAACACCAUUAACACCGCUCAAAAACGGGCACUUGCUGAGAAAUUAAAUUUAAAGCAAAGACAGGUUGAAGUUUGGUUCCAGAACAGAAGAGCAAGGACUAAGCUGAAACAAACAGAGGUAAACUACAUGUUCUUGAAGAAAUGUCAUGAUAAACUAAGUGAGGAAAAUCUUAUCUUAAAGAAAGAAUUAGAAGAGUUGCGUGCAUUAAAAGUUGGACCAUCAAAUAUUAAUCAAUCAACCAAAGCUGCAAAUUGGACCAUUUGUUCAUCAUGCAAGAAAAUAUGGAAGCAAAAUGAAGGACACAACAAUGAAGAUGAUGAAGAAAAUAUGGUUAGAAAGAGUAGCUAUAGCACCAUAGAGAUAGAAUAGAAGCUAUAAGGAUAUAUAAUUAAUUGAUUGAUUAAUUAAUUAAUUAAUUAAAUUGGAAUAUUAUUAUUAGUAUCAUCAAUUAUCAAACAUUAGUCCGUACAUCAAAUUAUGAUGUAUAGGACUGCUAUAGGUUAGCUAAAGAUAUUUAGAUUAUAUUAUUAAUGGGUACAAUUUUUUUAUUUUGUUUUAUGGU
Molecule: messenger RNA, 980 nt
Organism: Trifolium pratense (red clover)
Lineage: Eukaryota; Viridiplantae; Streptophyta; Magnoliopsida; Fabales; Fabaceae
Product: homeobox-leucine zipper protein HAT1-like
Exons: 3
Coding region: 122-787 (221 amino acids)
Biological process (GO): regulation of DNA-templated transcription
Molecular function (GO): DNA-binding transcription factor activity, RNA polymerase II-specific; sequence-specific DNA binding
Source: RefSeq, a predicted model, not a curated record